GGGAUCGGCGCUAAACGAGGCCACGCAUUGUCUGGCCCUCCCGCCCUCCGUUGCGAGCGAGCAACGUGAUUGGCCCAGGCCUCGGAAAGAGUGCCCGGGGAUCCAAAUGUACAGGCCGCAUUUAUCUUAGUGUCGAAAAAUAAACCCAAACAAUAACAGACACAACCGAGAAAGGAAACAUAUCGACGAUCCAUUUGAAGGAGUCCAUAAUAAGGGUUCUCCCUCCCAAUGGAAGGAAGAAACACCAGCAACACACUGUUCUUAUUUUAGAGUGCAUUGUCAUCAAAUGUGAAGCUUUUUUUAAGAUCAAAGAGAUGGACCACGGUGGAGGGAUCCUGGAGCUACACACACAGGAGUUAAAGAUGCCUCACACCAUGAUCAUGCAAGACUUUGUGGCAGGAAUGAGGGGCCUGGCCCACAUCGACGGGGAUCACAUUUUGGUGUCUGUGCCUGAGGGCAUGCUCCUGUCUGACGUCAUGACAGACGAAGGCAUCCUGCUGGAGCACGGCCUGGAGGUGCAGGGCCUCGAGACAGAGGUGGAGGUGGAAGGCCUAGAGACGGAAGUUGAAGGCUUUGGAGCGGAGGUGGUGGAGCUAGAGACACAGAUGGUUGAGGGCCUCGAGACAGAGGUGGUUGAAGGCCUGGAGGUCGAGGCCCUGGAGGCGGAGGUGGAAGUCGAGGGCCUUGAAGCAGAGGUAGAGGUCCUAGAGGAAUAUCUAGAGACUGAGGUGAUUGAAGGCCCUGACAUCGGAAACGAACAGUUGCUGGGUUCCGAAGUGGCCAUCGAGGAGGCAAUAGACUCUCACCAUCACCAUGUUCUAACCUCAGACCUCAUCCAGGGCUCAGUCCACCACCACCACAUGCCAGACCAGCUUUUUGUGGAGCACCAGGAGGAGGAGGAGGAGGAGGACGUGUUGGAGGGCUUGGACCAGGAGGUGUUGGUGGGGGAGGAGGAGACAGUGAUCCAGGCCCACGAGGAACUGCCGGUGGACGUGGAGGCUGUCUCUCUGCAGACUGAUGAGGAGGACUACCUCAUGAUCUCCUUGGAUGACGUUGGUGAGAAGCUGGACAGAGGAGACACUCCUCUAGAGAUCACUACUGAGGUGAUGCAUGAUGAAGACUCCAACAAGGAGGGGUCCGAGGUCAUCAAGGUCUACAUCUUCAAAGCAGAGGCUGAUGAUGAUGUGGAGAUAGGUGGGACCGAGGUGGUGUCUGAAAGUGACUGCCAUAACGGCCACCAUGCUGGGUCGGAGUCUGGGGGAGGAGGCAGACAUGGCCGGGGGGAGAGGAUGGUCUACAUGGCUGUGAAGGACCACGCCCAGUCAGAGGAAGAUAUCAAUGUGUCAGACAUGGCAGAGCAGGUCUACAUGGAGGUGAUUGUAGGAGAGGAGGACACCUCUGCAGUCCAGGAGAACCAGCUAGAUGACUCUCCAAACAGCAAGAUGUUAGUCCCUGUCUCCUGGGCUGCUGCCUACGAUAACAACAGUGUGGACAUGGUGAGGAAUGGAGGGACCAGGCCAUACCUUCAGAUCAGAGACGGUCAGGGUACCAACAGAGCCCUCAAACAGAAGAUCAAGAAGAAGAAGAGGAAUGGCGAGACACGGCAGUGCCAGACCGCUGUGAUCAUCGGUCCAGACGGCAUGCCCCUGACCGUCUACCCCUGUCACAUCUGUGGUAAGAAGUUCAGGUCACAAGGCUUCCUCAAGUGCCACAUGAAGAACCAUCCUGACCACCACCUUAAGAAGUACCAGUGUACCGACUGUGACUUCACCACCAACAAGAAGGUCAACUUCCACAACCACCUGGAGUCCCACAAGCUACUGGUCCAUCACAGAGACAGAACCUCUUCCCCAGACUACCCAGAAUACAACAGGACCACCCCAGAGUACCCAGAAUACAACAGGACCACCCCAGAGUACCCAGAAUACAACAGGACCACCCCAGAGUACACAGAAUACAACAGGACCACCCCAGAGUACACAGAGUACACCCGGCGUUACCACGAAGACAGCCAGCUAGGGUCUAACAAGCUGAUCCUGAGGGACAAGGAGUCCAAACUGCACCACUGUAAGUACUGUGACUAUGAGACUGCAGAGCAGGGGCUCCUCAACCGCCACCUAUUGGCCGUUCACAGCAGGAACUUCGCCCACGUGUGCGUGGAGUGCACUAAAGGCUUCCGUCACCCGUCAGAGCUGAAGAAGCACAUGCGGACCCACACGGGCGAGAAGCCGUACUGCUGCCCGCACUGUGACUUUCGCUGUGCAGACCAGUCCAACCUAAAGACUCACAUCAAGAGCAAGCACGGUGCCGACCUGCCUUUCAAGUGUGGCCACUGCCCCCAGGCCUACGCUGACGAAGGGGAGCUGCAGCGGCACACGGAGAUGGUGCAGGGCCACAAGACCCACCAGUGUCCCCACUGCGAACACAAGAGCACCAACUCCUCUGAUCUAAAACGACACAUUAUAUCUGUUCACACCAAAGACUUCCCUCACCAGUGUGACGUGUGUGAGAAGGGCUUCCACCGGCCCUCUGAGCUGAAGAAACACUCAGAGACGCACAAGGGCAGCAAGGUGCACCAGUGCAGGCACUGUAACUUCACGACCUCUGACCCUUUCACCCUCAGCAGACACAUCCUCUCCGUUCACACCAAGGACCUCCCCUUUAAGUGUAAACGCUGCCGGCGAGGGUUCCGCCAGUCCACGGAGCUGAAGAAACACAUGAAGACCCACAGCGGGAGGAAGGUGUACCAGUGUCAGUACUGCGAGUACAACAGCCCGGACGCUUCAGGAUUCAAACGCCACGUGAUCUCGAUCCACACCAAGGAAUACCCCCACUGCUGUGACUACUGUUGUAAAGGCUUCCGAAGGCCCUCGGAGAAGAGCCAGCACAUAGCCAGGCAUCACAAAGAUAUGCUGACGGAGCGUUGUUAAUACAAUGUUGACACAACGUUACCCGGACAGACAGACUGGCACACUCACUCCUCAGUCUACGUAGACCUGAUUCACACGACAAAGGGGGAACACGUUUAGGCAGUUGAUAAGGAUGGAAUGGUACAUUUAGACUGCUAGCGACGAUAACAUUCUGACUGUUUCUCUUUUUCUACUGGUUGUAUAGAGUAGGAAGAGGUCUCACCAGACCCCCCCUCCCCCAUUCCCUCUCCCCCAGGUGUAAUCAAACUAAGCAUGUGGUGGAGGUUGGUGAAGUUUAAAACCAGUGUAUAUGUUGUCAGUGGGGCACCUGUCACUCUGUCUGUAUUUAUUUAUCUGCAGAAAGAGGAUUCACCAUAUGAUUAACAUUUUUUUUUUCAGGGUCUCAAAAUAUGUCUGUGUGUUUUCCUGUUGAAUAUCUGGAAGAAAGAAAUGGACAGAAGUCCUCUAAUAUAGGAAGUGGUUAUUUGAGAACAUCAUUCAGGCCUGUUCUUCUCUAUCUCACCAGACUGUAUCUGGAUCAAACUAGUGCAUACUGUAUCUGGAUCAGACUACUGUAUCUGGAUCAGACUACUGCAUACUGUAUCUGGAUCAAACUAGUACAUUCUGUAUCUGGAUCAAACUAGUGCAUACUGUAUCUGGAUCAAACUAGUGCAUACUGUAUCUGGAUCAAACUAGUGCAUACUGUAUCUGGAUCAAACUAGUGCAUACUGUAUCUGGAUCAAACUAGUGCAUACUGUAUCUGGAUCAGACUACUGUAUCAAACUAGUGCAUACUGUAUCUGGAUCAGACUACUGUAUCAAACUAGUGCAUACUGUAUCUGGAUCAAACUAGUACAUACUGUAUCUGGAUCAAACUAGUGCAUACUGUAUCUGGAUCAGACUACUGUAUCAAACUAGUGCAUAUUGUAUCUGGAUCAGACUACUGUAUCUGGAUCAAACUAGUGCAUACUGUAUCUGGAUCAGACUACUGUAUCUGGAUCAAACUAGUGCAUACUGUAUCUGGAUCAGACUACUGUAUCAAACUAGUGCAUACUGUAUCUGGAUCAGACUACUGUAUCAAACUAGUGCAUACUGUAUCUGGAUCAAACUAGUGCAUACUGGAGAGCUGCAAUGCUCUGCUAACAACUUGUAUCUUCAAACCUGGGUUCAAAUCAUUUUUGAAAUAUUUCUUAUACGUUUACCAUUUCCUUUAUCCUGCCUAGAGUGGACUUUUGCGAAUCGGUUGGUUCUGUUUUGCCUGGCAAGCCCAACGAAGGUAUGUAUUUGAAAUUAUUGCAAAUAGUUUUUGAACCCAGGUCUAAGUAUCCUCCCAAUAACCUGGUUUAUACCCUAAUACCGUUUGUUUUAAAGGCAAUCUGAAUCACAAUCAUGUCAUUAUGAGCCUGUGGGCCCUGUUUGGGUGGUCCACCUGUGAGGUCAGAGUGGAACAAUGUUUACACAAGCACCUUAAUCUACGAGCUAUGAAACCAACUCGUUUUUUAAAAAACAAACAACUUUGUUUAGUUUCUUCUUAACAGUGCCAAUUUAUUAUUAAUUCAACUUUAAUGUUUUGGUGUUUGGUGGGCAGAUGGUUCUGUAUGUUUGGUAAAAACUUCAGCUGUUGUCACCACAGUUUUUUGACCUUGUGAAUGCCACUGUAAGUUGUGUAUAUGACCUUGUGAAUGCCACUGUAAGUUGUGUAUAUGACCUUGUGAAUGCCACUGUAAGUUGUGUAUAUGACCUUGUGAAUGCCACUGUAAGUUGUGUAUAUGACCUUGUGAAUGCCACUGUAAGUUGUGUAUAUGAUGUGUGUGUGUCAUCACAUAGAACACAGAUGUGGUCACACACAAGCCAACCAUCCGAUGGUCAGGUCUUAUGUUCUGUUUCUCCUCGUGCACUGAGCUCUGCUAAAACAGACAUCUGAAAAGUAAAGUUGAUUUUAAGUCUCAAACAUAUGCCGUGUAAAGAGAUUGUGUGUUUUGAGUCAGUAGAAAGCACUUUAACUAUUAUUUUGUUAAUUUUACAUGUACGAAAAGGUGUAUAAUGUAUAUUCCCUGAAUGAGACAAUAUGAGUGUUGUGGGUAUUUCAGGGCCUGGAGUGGGACGGUAGCGACCAGUAUUCAUCCAAAUGUAUCAUCAAUAGAGAGCUGUCUAAUGAACUCUUCUGUUUUCAUAUCUGCUAGGUAAUUGGUUGGUAAUUCUGUUGAGAUUUCUGCUCACUGGUGUCCAGCAACCCCACAGUCAGUUGGCUACACACACCUUAAGUACAAUGGUGGAGAGAUUGUCGUUGGAGUCUUAAAGUAUGCACAUAGUAGGCUGGCCAUGAAAUGAAUUGUGUUUAAAAAAAAAUGUAUGUAUUUUUUUUUUUUGUCUGACUGUUCAGAAACUACUGGUGAGGAGCAACCAAAAUAAACAAUGACCUUUUUA
This is a messenger RNA of Oncorhynchus nerka (sockeye salmon), 5335 nucleotides long. RefSeq names its product zinc finger protein 711-like. Bases 315 to 2930 code for a protein of 871 amino acids. Gene Ontology annotation, cellular component: nucleus. The record is from RefSeq and is a predicted model, not a curated record. Gene Ontology annotation, molecular function: metal ion binding; DNA-binding transcription factor activity, RNA polymerase II-specific; DNA binding. NCBI's taxonomy places the organism in Eukaryota, Metazoa, Chordata, Actinopteri, Salmoniformes, Salmonidae. Gene Ontology annotation, biological process: regulation of transcription by RNA polymerase II. The transcript has 10 exons.